UUUUUUCUCAAAAUUAUUUUCUGUUUAACUUUUGAAAUUUUGAUGGACUAUGUGCGUGAACAUGUAUACUCACUGAAAAGCAUGCUGGACGUGUGCCUAACUCAGGACCCCGGAUUUUCCUCCCUCGAGGAUUUGGCGCUCGCCAACGGAAAUGGGCAACUUUGCGCGCAUCUUUUGGAUGUCGAAUUAAUUCGUCAAAUCUCUCGUUCACUCAUUUGGUUUACUUAUCGCCGUAAUUGGCCUUCACCAAUAGGUGGCUCUGGAGGCCCAACUACUGAUAUUGGUUGGGGUUGUAUGAUUCGUUGUGGGCAAAUGCUUUUUGCACAAACUCUCUUAGCUCUUCAUUUAGGCAAAGAUUGGCAGCUUUUAUUACAUCAACAAAAUGUUGAAGCUUUGGAUAUUUACAGACGUAUUUUGCGUCUCUUUCAAGAUAAACGGACAGCUUUGUAUUCAAUUCAUCAAAUUGCACACAUGGGCAUUUCCGAAGGUAAACAAAUUGGUGAAUGGUUGGGACCUAAUACAAUGAGCCAAGUUUUAAAGAAAUUGGUUGUUUUUGACAAUUGGUCACAGAUUGUGGUUCAUGUAGCAUUAAAUAAUGUUUUAAUUUCCUCUGAUGUUCGAAUUGUAGCUGCUCAAAAGACUUCUAAUAAAUUAAAUAAUAGCCAAAAUGAUAGCAUCCAAGAAGAUAAUUUUGAUCAAAUGGAGGAUGAAGAAAUGGAUGAAGAUGAAGAGAAUAAAAAUGAUUGGAAGAGACCUCUUUUAUUGAUGAUACCUUUACGGUUAGGGCUUGAUUCAAUUAAUUCUUGUUAUUCAACUGCAAUUUUUGAAUGUUUUAAAUUGCCACAAUUUGUUGGAAUUUUGGGUGGUAGACCUAGACAUGCUGUUUAUUUUUAUGGAACUGUUGGUGAUAGGUUACUUUAUUUGGAUCCACAUUUUUGUCAAGAUUUUCAAGAUUUGGAUAUUUCUUCACAGCAAUCAAGUAAUUAA
Meloidogyne enterolobii is the source of this 987-nucleotide messenger RNA. Lineage: Eukaryota; Metazoa; Nematoda; Chromadorea; Rhabditida; Meloidogynidae. The record is from the annotation of a GenBank genome assembly.